Acanthosepion pharaonis is the source of this 510-nucleotide messenger RNA. Lineage: Eukaryota; Metazoa; Mollusca; Cephalopoda; Sepiida; Sepiidae. The record is from the annotation of a GenBank genome assembly.
AUGCACCACAGUGUAUUCCUAUCUAUCUAUCUAUCUAUCUAUCUAUCUAUCUAUCUAUCUAUCUAUCAGUUUUGUUUUGACAUUCUGUUUCUGUGGAUUCUUGCACAAGGACUGCGGUGGGGCAUGAUGUGCUCUGGGAAUGCUCGCAUUCCCCAAACAACCAAUCAGGGCUGCAAAUGUCUAAAUAUGAGGGAGUCCCUCCUUGGAAUUCUACCUGGGCCUUCUUCUUUUGGUCACCUAAUCAAACACAUCUCCUUUCUGUGUGAGUGCCUCUCACCAUCACUGCCCAAGGGGCAUGGAAAGUCCUCCACCUUCCCUGAAAUUACACCUGAGCCCUCUCCUCCUUGGUCACCUGACCAAAUCCAUCCCCUGAUGGCUCAGCAUUGUCUCACUCAACAGCCAAAUUUUAAUUAUCAUUCAAAAUUCUUUCUUAUUAUGCUAUUGUGUGCUUGUUUUCACAUUUGGAAAUUAUCAUUUUUAAUCCAUCAUCAACCAAGUGGCCAAAAGUGA